AUGUCUGAAGCUCUGACAAACACCGACCUUCAAGGUGUCCUCCCUCUUAUCGCUCGAGGAAAGGUUCGCGACCUGUACGAUGUCGACGAGAAGACCCUCCUCUUCGUCGCAACGGACCGCAUCUCCGCGUACGAUGUGAUCAUGGAGAAUGGAAUCCCCGAAAAAGGCAUCCUCCUGACCCUGUGCACGAAAACCUGGUUCAAGAUCCUCUCCGAUGCCAUUCCCUCUCUCCGCACCCACUUCCUCACCCUCGACCUCCCGCCUCAAAUCCCCGAGUCGCUGCGUCCCGUCCUUCAGAACAGAAGUAUGCAGGUGCGCAAGCUGAAGAUCCUCCCCAUUGAGGCCAUCGUCCGCGGUUACAUCACCGGGUCCGCCUGGAGCGAGUACAAGAAAUCGGGCACGGUGCACGGCAUCAAGGUCGCCGAGGGUCUGAGGGAGAGCGAGGCCUUCCCCGGUGGUCCUAUCUACACCCCCAGCACCAAGGCGGAGCAGGGCGAGCAUGAUGAGAACAUCCAUCCGGAUCAGGCCGUUGCUCUUGUCGGUGAGCCCUAUGCCUCUAAGAUCGCCUCUCUCGCGAUUCAGCUUUACAACGUCGCUCACGAGUACGCCCUCACUCGCGGUGUGAUCAUCGCUGACACCAAGUUCGAGUUCGGUUUGGAUCCUGAGACUAACGAGGUUGUGCUGGCCGAUGAGGUCCUCACUCCUGAUUCAUCGCGUUUCUGGCCUAAAGACUCGUACGAGAUUGGUCGUGGACAGCAGAGCUUCGAUAAGCAGUUCUUGCGGGACUGGCUGACGAGCCAGGGACUGAAGGGCAAGCCUGGUGUACGCAUGACCGACGAGAUUGCACAGAAGACUAGCGCUAAGUACCGUGAGGCAUGGGAGCGGAUCACUGGUGGUAACUAA
Molecule: messenger RNA, 903 nt
Organism: Aspergillus bombycis
Lineage: Eukaryota; Fungi; Ascomycota; Eurotiomycetes; Eurotiales; Aspergillaceae
Product: phosphoribosylaminoimidazolesuccinocarboxamide synthase
Exons: 3
Coding region: 1-903 (300 amino acids)
Biological process (GO): 'de novo' IMP biosynthetic process
Cellular component (GO): cytoplasm
Molecular function (GO): phosphoribosylaminoimidazolesuccinocarboxamide synthase activity
Source: RefSeq, a predicted model, not a curated record